Messenger RNA from Fulvia fulva, 390 nucleotides. RefSeq lists its product as uncharacterized. The record is from RefSeq and is a predicted model, not a curated record. The transcript has 2 exons. The coding region runs from base 1 to 390 and encodes 129 amino acids. Lineage: Eukaryota; Fungi; Ascomycota; Dothideomycetes; Mycosphaerellales; Mycosphaerellaceae.
AUGGCACCAGCAAAAGAAGCAAUCAACACCACCAAACUCUCCUUCACCGUCGCCCAGAAAGUUUGCACCCCAAAGGCCCUCGAGCAGCUAGCAUGCGCCUUCCUGGCCACCGAAGAUCUCUACGCAUUCGACAAAGACAAAGCCGCCCGCGAGUUCGGCGGUGCCAAGCCUGAUAGCUUCAAGCGCCAGAUAUGGGUCAUGGGCAAGAAGAUCAAGGAUGCUAUGGACAGUGGCGUGACUGGAGAUGAGGGUGAGGGUGAGGCGCCUGUGAAGGAGAAGGCGAAGGGACGGAAGAGGGAAGGGGGAUGGAGAGGAGGGUGCGGGUGCGGGUGGAGCGAAGAAGAAGGGGAAGAAGGCGAAGGAGGUUGUGGAGGGGGAAGCAGUCAGUGA